Lagenorhynchus albirostris (white-beaked dolphin) is the source of this 1703-nucleotide messenger RNA. RefSeq names its product glycerophosphodiester phosphodiesterase domain containing 3 (gene GDPD3). Bases 528 to 1646 code for a protein of 372 amino acids. NCBI's taxonomy places the organism in Eukaryota, Metazoa, Chordata, Mammalia, Artiodactyla, Delphinidae. The record is from RefSeq and is a predicted model, not a curated record. Gene Ontology annotation, molecular function: phosphoric diester hydrolase activity; phosphatidylcholine lysophospholipase A1 activity. Gene Ontology annotation, cellular component: endoplasmic reticulum membrane. Gene Ontology annotation, biological process: glycerophospholipid catabolic process. The transcript is spliced from 9 exons.
AGUGUAAGGAGUUCCAGACUCCUAGACGGAGUGGGGUCAGUCUCCCCCUUAGUCACUAUUCUGUCCCCACUCUAAUGGCUUCCUGUCUUAUCUGGCUGGGGGUGAUUCUGGAGUGACUCAGGGACACACUAUACACCCCCGGCUUCUCUGGAAAUGGCAAGGGGUGGCAUGCUACAUACCCUGGGCGCACAUACCAGUGGGAAGGGGGAGUGUUGUAGCAGAGCUGGUGGGGGGCGGGGGGGACUUGAUUCCCCAGUGUGGCCACAGAGAGAGGCAUUCUGGGGUGUGUGAAGGGCCUGGGGGUACGCGGGCCAGAGCUGCCUGGCCUCUACUCCUGCCUCUACCCCAACCCCAGCUGAGCCCUGCAGUCUGGCCUCAGGCCAGAAGCAGGCUCAGCAGGUCCCAAGGGGUGUGGUGGCAGCCGGUGGCGGAGCCAGCCUACAUCAGCCAGGCAUUCAGCGAGGCAACACAGCCCAUCGGGAAUGGCUCAGCUUGCGGCAGCCAGGGCCUGAAGCAGCGGCGCGACCAUGAGCUCUCUGCUGUACUACACCCUGCCCGCCCUGAGCAGCUAUGUCAUGCUCUCCAUCUUCUUCCUGCGCCGACCUCGCCUGCUGCAUACGCCGUGGGUUUCAGCCUUCUGUCCCCGCCUGGGGGCCCACCGGGGAGGAUCUGGAGAGCGCCUGGAGAACACCAUGGAGGCCAUGGAAAACGCCGUGGCCCAGAGAGCCGACCUCCUGGAGCUCGACUGCCAGCUGACUCGGGAUGGCGUGGUGGUGGUGUCACACGACAAGAGCCUGUCCCGCCAGUCAGGCGUGAAUAGGGAUGUGGGCAGCCUGGACUUUGAGGAGCUGCCCCUCUACAAGGAAGAGCUGGAGGUUUACUUCUCGCCAGGUGAGCGUGUGGGCUGUCAGCGCCGGGCUGAGCCAGCUGGAGUGGGGUCACGGCCUCAACCUCCUGCCCUCUUUUCCCCUUUGGGACCCACGCCCUCCCCCCGGGCUUGCAGCCCCCCACCCCAGCAAUCCUUCUCUGAUCCUUCUUCCCACAACCCCUCAGGCCACUUUGCACACGGGUCAGACAGGCACAUGGUGCGUCUGGAGGACGUGUUCCGGAGCUUUCCGCGGAUGCCCAUAAGCGUGGAGGUCAAAGAGCAAAAUGAAGAGCUCAUUCGCAAGAUAGCGGGCCUGGUGAGGCACUAUGAACGCGAUGAAAUCACCAUCUGGGCCUCGGAGAAGAGCUCAGUCAUGAAGAAGUGCAAGGCCGCUAACCCUGAGAUGCCCACCGCCUUCACAAUAAGCCGAGGAUUCUGGGUGCUGCUGCUCUAUUACCUGGGGCUGCUGCCCUUCAUCUCGAUCCCUGAGAGGUUCCUCAUCUCUUUCCUGCCCACCAUCAUCAACAGGACCUACUUCCCAUUUUCCUGCUCUGGGCUGAAUCAGCUGGCGGCUGUGGUUUCCAAAUGGCUCAUCAUGAGGAAAAGUCUGAUCCAACACCUGGAGCAGCGAGGGGUGCAGGUGGUAUUUUGGUGCCUUAAUGAAGAGUCAGAUUUUGAAGUGGCCUUCCGCCUGGGGGCCACCGGCGUCAUAACUGAUUACCCGACAGCCCUGAGGCGCUACCUGGACAACCAUGGACCACCUGCCCCGGCCUCCUAACCCAGAGGUGCUCGCCCUCUCCUCUAUUUCUCUUCCCCAAUAAAUGUAUUCUUUUCA